AUGGCGUGUGGAGAGAGGGAUCCUGCUUCUCCCCUCCUCUCCUCCUCCUCCUCCUCCUCCUCUUCCUCCUCCUCCUCCUCCUCUAGGUUGAGGAUUCUUCUUGGUGCUGGCUGUCUGCUUGUCCUCGUCGUCUCUUCCUCCCUCCUCCACUCGCCACGCGCUUCGGAGAAGUUGCAGCUCGUGAUGGCUCGGCCGUUUCCUCGCGCUCAGCGGAUGCUGAGGAUGAGGAUGCAGAAGCUGGGGCAAGGGAGCAUGUUCCUGAAUCAUCCAGGAUACUUCUCUGUAGGCUCCAAAGGUGGACAGAACGAUGGUUUGACCUACUUGCCUCCGCAAGCCACCCCUGACUGGGCUAAGGGGCGGGCAUGGAACAUUGAUGCAGAACUCCAGGGAGACUGUGUCUGUGAGCAGCCAUACGAUCAAGUCACCAGGGUUGUGAACAAGGAAAUUGUCUGUCAUUGUCCGAGAAAUUUCGUGCCGAACCCGCCGCAGUUUCCAGGCAAUCCCCCGAACCCUACGAGCAUGAAGUACGAGGAUGGAUGCGAGUGUGUUGUAGCAGACACUGAUGAUCACACAAUCUGCACCUGCCCCCUCGAUGAGCUGGACAUGGAGGAUUAUGAUAUGCAUGCUCCUCCCAAGGAAGCAGAAGAGGCUGCAAGUGAACCAUAG
This is a messenger RNA of Guillardia theta CCMP2712, 666 nucleotides long. RefSeq lists its product as hypothetical. The record is from RefSeq and is a predicted model, not a curated record. The transcript has 3 exons. Bases 1 to 666 code for a protein of 221 amino acids. Lineage: Eukaryota; Cryptophyceae; Pyrenomonadales; Geminigeraceae.